AUGGAUCCUGUACUUAUCGUGGGCGCCGGCAUUGUCGGUCUGACACUUGGCCAAGCCUUGAAGCAAAAGAACGUCCCUUUUGAAAUAUACGAGCGCGAUGCAAACCCUGAAGCGCGCGGUCAGGGUUGGGCCAUCACCUUGCACUGGGCCCUGGAGUAUUUGGAAAAGAUGUUGCCCGAAGAAACCCUGGCGCGUAUCCAAGAUGUACAAGUUGAUCCAGAUGUCGCACGCAAUGACAGCGGGAAUUUUCUGUUCAUCAACCUUGAAACUGGACAGCCGAAAUUCAAGAUUCCUCCUAAUCGGAGAUGGCGUGUGAAUCGGGAAAAGAUGCGCCGCGCUUUGCUACAUGGUAUCGAGGAUCAUGUUCAUUGGGGACGACGCGUGGUAGGUCUGAACACUUCGGAAACGGAUCGAGUACAACUAUUAUUCGAUAAUCAAGCCACUGUAAAAGGAAGCCUUGUUGUUGGUAUCGAUGGCAGCCGCUCCAUGAUCCGACAAGUUCUUCGACCAGACGCCUUCGAAAAUGUACCUCUUGGAAUUAAUUUCACAGGAGUCGCUGUGGACUUUACCUCAGAGGAGAUCAGACCAUUGAAAGAGAUGGAUCCAUUGCUCUUUCAGGGAUGUUAUCCGCCCACUGGAACUUUCUUCUGGUUCUCGAUGCUGGAGACACCACAGAUCAACGGAACGGCAGGGACGAAAAAUGAACGAUACCGAGCACAGAUUUGCAUGUCCUGGUCGGAGAGAGGGCCAGAAGACAAAGUAGGAACUACCGACGAGGAUCGCUUGGCAAACAUGAAGCAGCGAGCGCAAGGAUUUGUGCCAUUCCUUCAACGGGCAGUCGAUCGGAUUCCGGUGGGAACACCCGUCACAGAAAUCAAACUCGCGGACUGGGAGUGUCUUGGUUGGGACAAUCUGAGGGGGCGAGUUACUCUAGCAGGAGAUGCCGCCCACGCUAUGACGAUGUAUCGUGGGGAGGCCGCUAACCAUGGUCUGCUGGAUGCCUACCGUUUGAUGGAGGCUAUUGAACAAAUAUAUAAUGGCUCUGCGAUCGCGUCUGUGGCGAUUGAUCGUUGCGAAAGGGAAAUGAGGGAUCGCACGAGUCAUGCAGUUCGGCUAAGCCGCCAGGCAUGCCGAGAUGCGCAUGACUGGGGAAGACUAGAUGAGACAUCAGCUAUAUUGACCAAGAGAGCUAUAUUUGUUAAGUGA
Molecule: messenger RNA, 1206 nt
Organism: Penicillium mononematosum
Lineage: Eukaryota; Fungi; Ascomycota; Eurotiomycetes; Eurotiales; Aspergillaceae
Product: FAD-dependent oxidoreductase
Exons: 2
Coding region: 1-1206 (401 amino acids)
Molecular function (GO): FAD binding
Source: RefSeq, a predicted model, not a curated record